AUGGCAGUUCCGACACAAAUUGCAUACAGAACACUGAAGGGGAUUGGUAUCUUGGAUGCCGCACCCGUCUAUCAACCUUUGCCUGGUUUCCAGAGACCCGAAGGUAACUCUCGCUGCUGUACCUAUUCGCCAUGCGGUCGGUACUUUGCUUGGGCUUCUACUGACGGAGUGUCUGUCAUUGACACAAAUGCUGGUCGCAUCAUCACUACCCUUCCUACACCGAAUGUUUACGAAUUGGGCUUCUCUCCCCUCGGUUCAUACGUCAUUACCUGGGAAAGACCCUCCAAGGACGAGAACGGUGAUGCGGUCAAGAACUUGAAGAUCUGGCGUACGGUGGAGGAAAUCGCGGAGGGAGCUGAGAAGGAAGUUGUUGGGAGAUUUGUGCAAAAAUCGCAAACCGGCUGGAACCUUCAAUAUACUUUCGAUGAGAAAUAUUGCGCCCGAAAUGUUACGAAUGAGGUUCAAUUCUACGAAAGUGGAGAUUUGCGUACAGUUUGGAACAAGCUUCGUGUUGAGGGUGUUGCGGAUUUUGCAGUUUCUCCCGGAAACAACUAUUCUGUAGCUGUCUUCGUUCCAGAGCGCAAGGGUCAACCAUCUUCCGUUAAGGUUUUCAACGUUCCUCAAUUCAAUGCCCCGGUUUCACAAAAGACAUUUUUCAAGGGCGACAAGGUUCAAUUGAAGUGGAACCAAUUGGGCACAACUUUGAUUGUUCUCGCUCAAACAGAUGUUGAUAAGUCGAACAAGAGUUACUACGGAGAGACUACAUUGUAUGUGUUGAGCGCAAAUGGUGGAUUCGAUUCUAGAAUCACUCUUGACAAGGAGGGCCCAAUUCACGAUGUCUCAUGGUCACCAAACUCGAAAGAAUUUGGUGUUAUUUACGGUUACAUGCCAGCAAAGACAACCAUCUUUAACCAACGGGCUGUUGCUAUUCAUACAUUCCCCCUUGGUCCUAGAAACACGAUCUUGUUCUCCCCUACUGGUCGAUUUGUUUUGGUGGCCGGUUUCGGAAACUUGGCUGGUCAAAUGGACAUCUACGAUGUCGAAAAGGAUUACAGAAAGAUUUGCACAAUUGAAGGUGGAAAUCCUAGUGUUUGCGAGUGGAGUCCUGAUAGCAAGUAUAUCUUGACAGCUACAACCAGUCCUAGAUUGAGAGUUGAUAACGGUAUUCGAUUAUGGCACGUCACUGGUGGAAUUAUGUACAACGAGGAUAUGGUCGAGUUAUACCACGUUACAUGGAGGCCACAGCGCCCCGAAAGUUUCCCAGCCGGAGACUUCUUGAGCCCAGUUCCUCAACCACAUUCGUCGGCCGUCGCUUACUUGGGUACUGUGAAAACACCAUCCAAGCCAGCAGGAGCUUAUCGUCCCCCUGGAGCACGUGGUCAAGCUACCCCAUCUCACUUCAAGCGUGAAGAUGAAGGUGGAUCUGCUCAUUUCGUCAGCAAUGGUACAUCAAUGGUCAACACAAAUGGCUUUGGUCGAUCUCGUAGACAAGUCCCUGGUGCUGAUCUAAGCGAGAACGCUGUUCCAGGAGCCGCCCCUGCCGUUCCAGGUGCUGUUGAAGAUGAAAAUCUUUCCAAGGCCGCACUCAAGAACAAGAAGAAGCGUGAAGCAAAGAAAGCAAAGGAUGCAGAGGCUAAAGCAGGUGGUCUUGGUGCUGGAACUCCAGAUGCUCCAAGAGGUCCAGGUGGUGAUCGUAGCCCAGAUCGAAGAGAUCGUCAACGUAGUCGCUCAAAGAGUAACAACAACAUGCGAUCUCCAUCUCAGCUUCGAACUCAUGGUAACGGUGGUCCUCACAACCUUCAUCAACAUCCUCACCCCCAUCAAAACCAACGUCAAAAUGGAGGCGUAUCUCCAAAUGGAGGCGCAGGUACACCAACCAGUGCAGGUGGAAUGAAGAAUCUUUCAAUCAACUCGAAUCAAAAACCAAUUACUCCAACCCAACAAUUUUCAACACCGGAAUUGUCGGUCACAAGCCCAGGUGGUGAUGGCAGCCCAUCUGCUAAGAAGAAGAGAGGAUUACAAAAGAAGAUUAGAGCAAUUGAGGAUUUGGAAAUGAGGAGAGCUGGUGGUGAGAAGUUGGAGGAUACGCAAGUGAAAAAGAUUGCUACUAAAGGGGCUGUUCAAGCGGAGUUGGAUGCACUUGAUAGAGAGUAG
This is a messenger RNA of Botrytis byssoidea, 2154 nucleotides long. RefSeq lists its product as uncharacterized. Lineage: Eukaryota; Fungi; Ascomycota; Leotiomycetes; Helotiales; Sclerotiniaceae. Gene Ontology annotation, cellular component: cytosolic small ribosomal subunit. Gene Ontology annotation, biological process: translational initiation. The coding region runs from base 1 to 2154 and encodes 717 amino acids. The transcript has 2 exons. The record is from RefSeq and is a predicted model, not a curated record. Gene Ontology annotation, molecular function: ribosome binding; tRNA binding; protein binding.